UAAAAAUAUAAAAAAUUUGGAUCAGAUUCAAAAAUCACCUCAUAAAAUCUUAAAAUUCAUAAAAUUGCCAUAAAAAAAUUAAAAAUAUCCUUUAAUGUUUUGUGUACAUUUAUUAAAAUUGGAUCUUUUGAUUUACUUCUAGAGGUAGUUUAUUAACCCUUCGCUACUCGCGCGGCGCCAUUCAUAUUGUUAGUUAGCCUAAAUUCUAAGUUUGGACUGAUAGCCCUGUCAGCGGUCAUGUACCUUCCACAUGCAUUGCGAUUAUUUGCCGGCUUGCAUGAGAAUAGUCUAUGUUGAAACGCAGUAAAGAAAGUUAUUAGCGAAUCUUUACAUGUGGAGUCUGUCAGACGCCGCGCGAGUACUUUUGUUAAAAUAUUGUUCAUCGAUUAUUUGGCAAAAUGUCGAAGAGAUUUUUUGAUCCACUUGUUGAAAAAGAUGCAGAAAUUCUGCGGAAAUUAGCUGAGGACGACAGCAGUGUAUUGUCGGAUGCUGAGGAGAGUAGUAAAGGCGAAGAAGACGCCGUAGAAACCCAGUUGGAAAGCUCAGAUACAGAACAAGAAAUAUCUAGUGAAGAUGACGAAGAGGUGGAAGAACCAGUGGUAAAUACGAUAUUGGGAAAAGAUAAAAUAACAAGAUGGAAACUACAGAUGCCAGUUCAGAACGUAAGAACUCGUUCACAUAUUUGUAACCACUGGCCGAUGACAGUUUUUUAUUCAAUGCUAAAUGUAGGGUCAUAUGUAAUGCAUAUGUAAUUUACAAAGGUAAUCAAAAUCCUAUAAUAGCUAACAGAAGACAUUUUAUAAAAACACUAGCUUUAGAACUGACAAAAGAUCAUAUAAAAAACAGAUCACAAAUUGCAAGUUUACCAGAUCUAAAGAAAAGAACUUGUGAAAUUGCUACCGAGGCGGAACCGGAUGGAGGGGAAGGGACAAUAAGAAGUCCAGAAUGGAGGCUUCUGGUACCCGGAAAAGGUGUUAUAUUUGCGGUCGGAAAAAAAAUCGUAUGACUACAUAUACCUGUAUAAAGUGUGAAAAUUAUAUUUGCCUAGAACAUGCAACCUACACCUGCCACUCCUGCAAUUAAAAAAAUUAUUGAUUUUAUUUUUUUAAAUUUUAUAUUAUUUUAUUAUGUUACUCAUCGAUUACUUUGCAAUUUAAAUUAUUAUCUUGAGUUAAAAAUGGUUUAUUUAAUGUCUCUGUUAUCUUGACAUUUUAUAUUAUUUGAUUUUGUGGACAUUACAUAUUAUUAUCUGUUCAAUAUUGAAAUACAUUUAUAUAAAUUAAA
Molecule: messenger RNA, 1284 nt
Organism: Anthonomus grandis grandis
Lineage: Eukaryota; Metazoa; Arthropoda; Insecta; Coleoptera; Curculionidae
Exons: 2
Coding region: 399-752 (117 amino acids)
Source: RefSeq, a predicted model, not a curated record